Molecule: messenger RNA, 1614 nt
Organism: Branchiostoma floridae (Florida lancelet)
Lineage: Eukaryota; Metazoa; Chordata; Leptocardii; Amphioxiformes; Branchiostomatidae
Product: homeobox protein vent1-like
Biological process (GO): regulation of transcription by RNA polymerase II; cell differentiation
Cellular component (GO): nucleus
Molecular function (GO): RNA polymerase II cis-regulatory region sequence-specific DNA binding; DNA-binding transcription factor activity, RNA polymerase II-specific
Source: RefSeq, a predicted model, not a curated record
GUUAGAAAUGCACACUGCUGCUUAUCGAUAUGUGAUAAAAUAGUCAUGGUCUGACGGGUAGUAGUGAUCUGGUGUCGCGACAGGCGAUGGCGGCACAUCCAGUCGGAAAUUCUGAGCUCGCGAAGCUCUGCGAUUUCUCAUCAGCUCAUGUUGAAAUAAUUAGUCCGUCUCCAAGUGGCGCCUGAGUGGUGGCGAUCCGAGUUUCUGGGUGGGAGGGCCGCGGAACAUCACAGCAAACAAUUAAGCUGAUGAGAUAAUGAGCAGGAGUCACCCAACAGGAGCGGGCCUUCCUCAUGAAUACGUCGCGACACUCGCUAACAAAACACGGUAUAAAUACUGGGAGAAACCUCCCACCUCAAUCAUUUCUCCCACACUCCAGUGACGAACACGCGACAACCAUGACUGCCUGCAAGCUCCCCUUCGCUCUCUCCGUGGAAAACUUGAUCGGCGCUCGAACUGACCUUGUCCCUGACAUCAGAGCUUCCAGCCCCGAAUGUCUUCCACCGAAGAAGCGUCACCUCCUGUUCACCGCCUCGCCGGGCCCGGACGCAAACACUCGGACCGCCGCUCAAGUCGUGCCGCCCGCCGCUAACGCUCUGCGGAGUGACGGAGAAACGUCUGACGAGGAGGAGGAGAUCGACGUCGUUUCCAUUGGGGACGCAGCCUCACCUGCUUCCAGCACGAGUUCAGACCGCUCCAGCCCAGCACCUUCCUGCGACGACAGCCCGUCUCCCUCCCCGGCAGGCCGCAAGGCACGCACGGCCUUCACCACCGAGCAGGUCAUGGCCCUGGAGGAGCGUUUCCGCCUGCAGAAGUACCUGUCCGCCGCCGACCGGGAAACUCUGGCCAAGGCCACGGGACUGACCGACGAGCAGGUCAAGACGUGGUUCCAGAACCGCCGUAUGAAGCUGAAGCGCCAGCAGCAAGACUUCGCCACCUUCCCGCUGCACGCCUCCGUCACCGUGCCCGGGAUGCCCGGCUACUCCCCACAGCCCAACCCCUGGUACGACUCGGCGCACUUCGUCCCGUCCCUCGGCACCGCCGUCUGUGGUCUGCGGCCUCACAUGCUGCCUCAGCCCGCCAACACCGUGACCACCAGCCGUGGGAACAGAUACUCACCGUACCCGUCUGCCCGCGUGUCUCCGUCCGGCCGCAGCCACCCCCAGAUGACCAACAUGUACAUGUCUCCGUACCAGAACAACGUGGCAGGGCGCACUACAACAACGUACCCAGCAUGAACUUCUAAAAGAUGAGACCUGAACAAAUGUAUUCUUGGACACUGACAAUAUUUUCACUGUAUUGCUGUUCAAUACAUGGACUUGAAACGCUAGAUCUAGAUCAAAAGUUCGCUGCAGUUCUUUUGGUCGAAACCAUUCACUCAGGGACUAACUUGUGUAUAUAUGUAAGAGAAUUUUAUCGACGUAAAAGUUUUAUUCCAAAUAGAUUAUUUUGUUCCAUAUAGCCGUAUUUAAACCGUUGUAAAUAGCCCAAAAGAUUUUAUAUUUAGAGGAAAUGAUUAUUCUAUUUUUAUACCGUGUAUCUUUUGCACUUUGAGUUUGAAAGAUUACUAUUUAUCUGUUCAAUAUUCUUUGAAUAAAUGAAUCUAAUCUUGUA